GAUUCAGUGUUGAUGUAUAUUUUAAUCUGAAUGGACGGUUUGGUUGGUUAACAUUUUCUGUGUGCACAUGUACUUGUGGGUAAAAUUCCAAAUUAAUUUAUCAGAAAAGUCCCCCAAGGGGGACAAAUACAUAUGCACAUAUAUAUAUAUUGGCUGAUAUGCUUUUUAUUUUCGCCACCUAUAAACGUCUCUUUUGAAUUCCGGUGGAGCUUUUCCCACUUUGGAUAAUAUCAUCGCAUUCAGUCGGUGACACUCUAUCGUGGAAUAAAGUCACAAAAGAGAUUUUUACUAUCACUUUUGUGGUGGAGGGAGCCCUAUUUCGCUCUCAUGUAUUAUUCUGCAGUUUUAUUUUUUUUCGCGUGAUAUUCCAUUGAAAUUUUCUGUUUUAGUGUGACAUCGGGAAUUGCACAAAAAUUAAUUGUGAAUGUGAUUAGAAAACACAAAGAGUGCUGUUGAGGUAUUUUCCUUUCCAUUGAGCUCACACGUGAACAUAAAAAGAAAUAAUUUUAACUUUUUUUUUUUGGGAAGUCUGUCAACCGUGAAAAUUGUCGGACACUCGAGAUAGUGAAAGAGUUUUUCGGUAGUGAAGAAAACACAUUAAAUGGUGAUACGCGGGGAGGAGAGAUAUUAUAGAGAGGAAAAAAAAGUUAAAUGUAAUUUAGGAAAUUACCUCAUUUACUUAACAGAGGGUAUUUUCCCGCAUUAAAUGCGUAAAGACUAAUGUAACAAAGGAAAAUUUAACUAUAUAUUCCUAGUUUUCUCCCGAGGGAAAAACAUUUAUUCUCUCUCAUACUCUCUUCUUCUUUUUCUCUCUCUCAUGUGGAUUUGAGGAAAAAUCAAUAUCUGGAAUUUCCAGUAUAUAGAUAGUUUUGUGUCUGUGUAGCAAUUUUUCUUUACCUCACACCUUAGCGCAAAAAAUAUAUGUGCAAAGUGAGCUCAAAGUUUCCUAGUCACACGAUGUGAAUAUUUUUUUUUAUCAUGAGUUGAUAAGAAUUUUAUAGAAGAAGUGGACGAUACAGAAAUGUUAUAGUCUAACAGCAGUGCUGAGUUUUCCUCAAAAACCUCCACUUGUGUAUUAUAUGGAUACUCUUCCAGUCAGUACAAAAAGUGCCAUACUCUCUCCCAAUAAUACUCUCAAGGACAAUAAAGGAUAUCAUUUAAAAAAAAAAGUGGAAAAAAUGCUCUCAGUGUCGGAUAGAAUAAAGUUGUGGUCGAAUAAGAAGACGCUGAUAUCGGCGGCACCGAGUCUAGACACGUCAAAUACAUCAAAUGGAUCAAAGUCCUCCAGCAAUGGCAAAAGUGGUGAGGGUGAUGAGGGAUCAAAUAACACAAAAAGAAGUUUAGUGCAAUUGCGUCGAGAUGGUCCACUCAAUCAGUGUAUUAAUGAAUUGUCAUCGAGAAAGUGCUUCAGUGAAGUGCCACAGGAAGUGCGAGAUGGUCAAGAAAGUGUGGCUAGUCCAACAAAAUCGCGCAGAAAUAGCCAAAGUGAUGCAGUCCCAUCUACACCCUCGCACUUUGUCACUGUCAUCGAAGUGAAGGAAACUAAGCCAAUCGAUACGGCUGCAUCUGUGGCUCCAACGGCGACAGCCGAGGAUGAUGAUGAGGAUAUUGGGGAGGAGAUGGUGAUUACGACGAGAGAUAGCUCAGCUGCAAGGAAUAUUUGUGAUGGUGGGGAUGAUUUUGGCGCCAGUAGGAGUUCAUUUCUGAGUGAUGGACGCAAUGUGGAUGCAGGCGAAGGAACUUUCUUGGAUAAGAAAGUCAAACCAUCACUUCCACCUGGAUUGCCCCAGGAUGUUAAGAAGAAAGUUCCACCUCGACCACCACCGAAAUUUAUUCGAAGAGCAGCACCAGUUGAUCCACCCACAGUGCCAGGAACUGCUCCAGUGACUGCAAGAAAGAGUGCAGACUCAGAUAGUCCAUCCAGUUCUCUGGAGCGAAAUAUCAAACCAUCUGAUAUUCAACGUCAAAAGUCAUCAGAUUCGCUCGAUGUAAAAUUGGGCGAGCGCAGAACCGUGAAUGAUGUUGGUAAAGUGCCCAAGGGAUCGGAUAAUCAGUCUGCAGACAGUAGAAAGAUAAAGUCGGAAAAUUUGGAAAAACCUCGCCUUGCUUCGGAAUCAAUUAGGAGCAACAAUAGUUCGCAGAGUCCAACGGGAUCACUGGGCAAGGCAGCUAGCCAAGUGACAACGACGGCAACAACGAGUGGUGCUUCACCGACUGGAAGUCUAGGGAAAGGCCCUGGAAAUCGAAGUACUGAAAGUCCCACGGGGAGUCUCGAGAAGAUGAACAACAGAACCAAUGAAGGCCUCCAGAGUGUCGGAUCUAAGGAAUCCCUAGCGUCGCAGGGAGCAAUUUCAGAAAGGAUCAAAAGCUACGAGUCCAUCUCCUCCCUCAGUUCAGACAGCAUCAAAGCCGGUGGUCAGGUACUGGACAAUGAGCCUUACUAUGACACUGUACCGAUGGAUAAUGGUGAUGGGGACUAUGUGUACAUUCAGGCGGGUGGGGGAACAACAGGAAGUGGCGGAGGUGCUGGAGGGACGGGUUCUACGUCUAGUCGAGAUGACAUUUCAACGGCGGGCAGUACACUGCCAAUGCCAGCGUAUCCCCGGAGUCAGAAUAGUAGUCAGGCUAGUGUGCAUGUUGAGCCAGAAUCUCCCGGAAAGAGUUCCAACUACGUCAAUAUCAACUAUUUUCUGAUGCAGAACCAUGAGACCCGCAGUAGCUCAAUCGACAGUGACGACGAAGGUGAUCAGCCGCCACUCAUGCGUGCAAUAUCGCACGAUGAUAAUCCAAAUACGCCGGGAGCAUUUAGAAAAUUGCAGUCUGGGGCCAGUAGAAAUACAACAAUUCGCCAAAUAAUUUCCAGUAUUAUAACAAGUGAAACAUUCUAUGUGGAAUGUUUGGGUAAGAUGAUGCAGUAUAUGAAGGCAAUAAGGGCUACCUUGACAACGUCUCAGCCUGUGAUAAGUGAUGAGGAGUUUCAGACGAUGUUCUUCAAAAUUGAAGAACUCCAUGGUGUGCAUACGAACUUUCUGGCUGAAUUGCGUGCCAAGGCGGCACAGCAGGAUGAUGACAUUUGCAUUGGUGAUACAUUUAAGAAGAUGGCUGGCCAUAUCAAUCUCUAUGGGGCAUUUCUGCAUAACUAUGGCCGAGCCAUUGACACGGUGAAGAAGUGCGGACAGAAUAAUGUGCAAUUCAAGGAGAUUGUGUCACGGAUUGUGUUGAAUUCGAAAAAUGAACAAUCACUGACUUUGGAGGAUUUACUGCAUAAGCCUGUGGCGAGGGUGCAGAAGAAUGCACUUGUGCUGGAGGAUUUGCUCAAUCAAACACCGCCAACACAUGCAGAUCAUCCACCACUGAAGCAGGCACAGCAUCUUAUCCGUAGUCUACUGGCGGAGUUCAAUAACAUCCAGACUAAGAGUUUGCUGUCGGACGAUAAGACACUGAGGCGCCUGGUGAAGCAUUCGACAAUUGUGGAGCUUGUGGAUGGUCAUCGGAAGUUGCGACAUUUGUUCCUCUUCAAUGACGUGAUCGCAUGUGCCAAGUAUAAAGCGCAGCGCCAGACUCAUUUUGAGUUCGAGGUGAAGUGGUACAUUCUCCUGCGAGACAUAAAUGUACUACGGGAGUCACCGUAUGAUCCCAAGGAGGUCAAUCCAGUGAAUAUUUUGCAGUUGAAAUCACAGGCGUGCACGGUACGCGAUCAGAUUCAGCUGGAAAAACACGAAGAGAAGAUGAAGGGGAAGGGAAAUGCAUCAAAAGUGGGUGAUAAACAUCGGAAGAAAUUGGCUGAAUUGGAGUCUCAGUUGGUUCUGGCAUCACCAAAUCUCGUUUUUCGGCUUAGCAAUAAGACCACAAAUAAAAUCAUGGUAUUCUUCCUGAGUUCGGACUUUGAACGAACUCAAUGGAUUGGAUCAAUUCUGACACUGCAGGAAUCGUGCAAUUUGCCAGGAGUACAGCCGGUCAAUCUCUAUGAUCUGCAGAUGUCCAUUGCAGCAUGCCAGGCAAUUGUGCAGAGUGAAAUGGGAUCGUCGUAUUUGAUGCUGAAGAACAAUGAUGAGAGUCUCCUGUUUGGUGAUUUGCAUUUGACCAUUCAAGGACUCACAGGAUUGGAUCAUGCAGCUGAUCUCUUUAUCUGUGUAGAAAUUGACUCGUACAGUCACUAUUUUCGCAAAGCCAAGACCAAACUGAUCUGCCGAAGCUCCAGUCCGCUCUGGAAUGAGUCGUUUGUGAUGGAGCUGGAAGGGAGUCAGAAUGUCCGUUUUCUCCUCUAUGAGGAUCAUGCACAUCAGGCAGUAUUGAAGGCCCACCAAGUGCUUCCGCUCAGCAGAAGCUGGCUCCAGGAUGUGCCAACCAACAAGACUCUCAAUCUUUCGGAAUCAAUCAAACUCAACACCACCAUUAAAUUCCUUCCGGACGAGGGUGUCCUGAGGCGAGUUCCGACCUCAAAACCUGGCGCCUUGUUCGGCUCAAAGAUGCUGCAGGUGGUGAAGCGAGAGAAACGCAAUACACCCUUCAUCAUCAGUGCCUGCAUCCGCGAAGUGGAGCGACGAGGAAUGUCUGAGGUGGGAAUUUAUCGGGUCAGUGGAUCGGCGUCUGAUUUAACGAGACUUAAGAAGUCUUUUGAGACAAAUCCGUAUGAGGCGGAACAACUGCUGAAGGAGGUGGACAUACACUCAGUUACGGGGAUUCUCAAGUCAUACCUGCGGGAAUUGCCAGAGGCACUCUUUACCGAUCAGUACUACCCCAAAUUGUCUGAGACUUACAAUAAGUACAGCAAUUUCAAUGAAGCCGAGAGGAGUAAAGAACUCCUCACGAUCUUCAAUGAGCUGCCGCAACCAAAUAAAGACACAAUCAAUUUUAUCCUGGACCAUUUAAUAAGAGUACAUCAGCAAGAGGCUGAGAACAAAAUGUCUCUGCACAACUUGGCGAUGGUAUUCGGUCCCACCCUCCUGCGCCCUGGACCAGUGACAGGAAAGCAGAAAGAUGGCCUGGAGACGAGUACGGUGGGAGUAAUGGCUCAAGCUGGGAUCCUCUACAGUUUCCUGCAGGCUCGCUUGAAGUGAUGAAGAGGCUUUUCCUGCGCCAGGUAAAAGAAGCAAAAUCCCGCGAUUUUUGGGCACUUUUAAUCCCAGAGUUUCCAACGUAAUAAUCACAUUCAAGUAUAUUUUCUCUAUGAUUUUUACGUCUCUUGUAUACAUUUUAUAUAUAAAUAAAUAUUUAUUUUACCGUAGAAUUUAUUGAAUAAUUUUUUUUCUCAUUAUUAUUAGUAUCGCGACCAUUUUACACAUUCAUCGAAUUAUUUUGUAAGAGUGAAUGAAGAUAAGCACCACAAGAAUAUCGGAACUUGUUAUCAAUUUCCUUUUAAACAGUUUUAUAAAGAAUAAUAUUGUGUAUCUUAGAAGAGAAGGCAAUCAAAUAGAUAAAACAAAAAAAGAAUAAACCGAAAAAUAUCUUAAGGAACUUAAUAGAAAAUUCAUUUAGAGACAAAAUAUCAAUUCUUCACCAUUUCAUGCACUUUUAAUCCAAUUUUUCAAUUAAUUUUCUUAUGAUUCCUUUUUCAUCGAAUGUUUAUAAUUUGUAUAGAUUUUUUUUAACUUUGUAUUUAGUUGGAUUUGAGGCUUGUAAAAAAAUCUGUUGCAUCUCCCAGAAUUUUCCAUUGAAUGGAUUGCUGAAGGUGUGAAAAAAAAAUGAAAGACUUUUAACAAAAAUUUGAAGCCUCAUUCCAUGAAAAAGAAACGCGAAAGAGAAGCAAAACCUACAUCUAGUCACGGAUUUAAAUAUUGUUGAUUUUUGUUUAAUUACUUUUUUCAUGAAAACCUUCAUAAUUUUGAAGAUAAACACACUGCAAAAAAAACACGUAAAGAAAUGGUAUAGAAAUAGUGGAAAUAUUGUAAUUAGAACCAGCAAAAUAUGAAUAAAAUUAAUAAAAAAAUAGAGCCUGACACAGAAAAUUAAAAAAAAAACUUUUACUUAUUAAUUACUUAUUGAAUGUAGACUAUUGAACCUGUAGACUGGUUUCCGGCAUUCAACUGUAGACUUUUGAAUUUCAAUAAAAAUUCCAAUUUUUUUCCAGCAAAUAUAAUUCCAGCAAAAAUUUUUGAAUAAAAACACAAAUUGUGCAAAAAGUAAAUAAAAUUAAAAUAUAGCGAUAAACUGGGAAUAAAUAUACCUGCAAUUUAGGCAUUUUUUGUAAUUUUGAGCGAUAAAAUUAGAGUCUCGAGAAAUGCUAAAUUUUCCAAUUUUGUACGUUUGACCUUUGGUAGAGAGUUUGUAUGAUGUAAAGUGAAAAUUAUGAUAAACAAUAAAAACCAUCAAGAUA
Phlebotomus papatasi is the source of this 6316-nucleotide messenger RNA. It is a transcript of the gene RhoGAP1A, whose product is annotated as active breakpoint cluster region-related protein. Gene Ontology annotation, cellular component: membrane. Bases 1080 to 5060 code for a protein of 1326 amino acids. The transcript is spliced from 9 exons. The record is from RefSeq and is a predicted model, not a curated record. Lineage: Eukaryota; Metazoa; Arthropoda; Insecta; Diptera; Psychodidae. Gene Ontology annotation, molecular function: guanyl-nucleotide exchange factor activity; GTPase activator activity. Gene Ontology annotation, biological process: intracellular signal transduction; positive regulation of GTPase activity.